GUAACUCACCCGCUGACGCGCCCCUGAGUCCCGCCUCCUGUACGCCACGCGCACCGUGACUCACUUGCUUACAGUGUGUCGGCUGAUUCAUGAAGACACAGGCUUGCACCCACGUUCAACAUGGAAACAACAUUCACGGGAACAGAAGGUCAGGUCAUCCGAUGCAAAGCAGCUGUUGCCUGGGAAGCUGGCAAGCCUCUGUCUAUUGAAGAUGUGGAGGUGGCCCCACCUAAGGCCCAUGAAGUUCGCAUCAAGGUAGUCGCCACAGGUGUGUGCCACACAGACUGGGAGUACCUGUACGAGAAUAAAAAAGGGAUGAGGUUCCGACCGUUCCCGUUAGUUCUCGGCCACGAGGCAGCCGGGAUCGUGGAGAGCGUUGGACCACAAGUCACCAAAUUUGCAGCGGGUGAUCAAGUCAUUCCUCUUUUUCUGCCACAGUGUCAGGAGUGUGAUCGAUGUCUGAGUCCUAAGACAAACUUGUGCAAGAGGAACUGGGCAAAGACACAGGUGGGUGUGUUGGCCGAUGGGACGAGCAGGAUAUCUUGCAAGAGGCAGCAGAUAUACCAGUUCCUGGGCGUCAGUUCUUUCUCCCAGUACACCGUGGUACCUGAUACCUCACUUGCGAAGAUAAAUUCAAAUGCACCACUGGACAAAGUCUUUCUGCUAGGCUGUGGUGUCAGCACUGGUUACGGUGCUGCCCUUAAAACAGGCAAGGUUGAAAGAGAUUCCGUGUGUGCCGUGUUUGGGCUCGGAGCCGUCGGAUUGGCUGCCGUCAUGGGCUGCAAAGCUGCUGGGGCGAAAACGAUCAUCGGGGUUGACGUCAACCCGAACAAAUUUGAGAAAGCCAUAAUGCUUGGAGCCACAGAAUGUGUCAACCCCAACGAUGACUCCAAGUCCAUCCAGGAGGUUCUGGUGGAGAAGACCAAUGGAGGGGUGGACUACGCCCUGGAGUGUGUUGGAAGUCCAGUUGUCAUGAGUGCUGCCCUUGAGUCUACAACAGAUGCCUGGGGCGUGUGCGUCAUUGCUGGGUGGACAGAGACAGAAUCUAUGAGUGUUGUGGUUGAAAAGCUCCUGAUGGGACGCACCUUGACGGGGACUUAUUUUGGAGGUUGGAAGAGUGUGGAGGGUGUGUUUAAACUGGUGGAAGACUACAUGGAGAAGAAGCUGAAGCUGGAUGAGUUCAUCACCCACGACCUCCCACUGAAUCAAAUCAAUCAGGCCUUUGAAACACUGAAAAGUGGCACAAGCAUCCGUACUUUAAUCAGGCUCUGGGAAAAAGAGGCUCCAGCUGAAGAGGUUACUUCAUAAGACGAUGGAAUGACGAUGGAAUUCAGUGUAAUUGUAAUAAUAAUAUUUUGCAUAUGACUCUGUACUGGCUGUUUACAUUAUAACAUAUCAGAAAAUUUAUACAAAUGCAUAGACAAUCAUGCUAUUUUUCUUAUAAGAAAUAUAUAUAUAUUAUACAAAGUGUUUACAAUGUUUGACUUUGGAGCGAAGUGACCCAGUCCGGCCACUAGAUGGCAGUCCCAUGUCAUCUAAAAGCUUCUGUUCUUGUGAAUACCAUCUAACUUCAUACAGACAUUUUCUAUCUGCAAAUGAGCCUGUAUUUCUAACUCUUCUGAUUUUUCUUUGUUUAUCGCAUAUUUGAUUAAAAGUGAGCAGCACCACACAAUGUUCAGUGGACUUGUGUAAAGUGAUAUAAAAUGUAAUUCAUAGAAGUAUUCAGCAACCUCAAGACAAAUUCUCAUUACAUCUGUCAUACUUGGCUGUUCCAGUGAUUCUGCUCCUGAUAGCAGUGUGAAGUGAUAGUUGGAAUUGAAUACGCUUGUAUAGAAGAUGGGGUAAAAGACACUGGAUCUGUCAUCAGCCGCGGAGAAGUAUCUGCUUCAUGUGGUCAGGCUUACCAAAUUUCGACCUUGGUAAUAUUAUAUAUUGAUUUAAAAGGGAGCUGAGGAGAAGGGCUGAGAUGACAGUUGUGGGCUGUCAGGAGAGAAGACAAAAGGUUGUUUGGGGAAUGCCUCUCAGUGAAGGACUGAAAUAGCUGUCGAAGGAAUUUGUUUUAUUGAAGUUCCUCUCAGAUCAAAUGAAUACCCAUGGUGGUUUCCCCCUGCUUUUCCAUCUUUAUUUAAAAUGGAAAAUAAAGUGGUGCUCUUCCUCUUAUGUUGGUCUCCUCUGCCUGUGUGCUAUCAAUCACAGAUUAUACAGCUCCGACCCCCCCUCUCAAAGUAAAGAAAGCUUUUGAGAAACAGAAAGCAGAAUGAUGAUCAAAAGAAAAGAGGAAGACAAGUUUUGACAGGUGGUUAUGUGACUGGGCACCCUCAUCAGUGAAUGUCGGACAUGCUCACAGAUUUAUAAGGCUUUUUUGGGGACAUAUGUGUCUGAGUGUCUGCCUCAUCUAUGGGAAAACUAUCCAAAGUGACAACCAUAAGUCUCCUACCUUUUUUUUCCCUUUUCCUCUGUGUUUGAACUCUACAACCUCUGGAAUUGUCACAGCAUUGUGCAACUGAUACAGGGAGGACAUGCUAUCUGAAUUACAACCACGGCAUUUUUUGUACGUCUUAACUCUCCGUCUUGUCAUGUUCCACGUACAUCUGUGCAAUGUUUCUACAUAUAUACCGGAUAGAAAACUUUGGGGGAAAAAAGUGUCAUGGUGCUGAAUUGCGAUAGAAACAGCUAACAUUUGCAAAUGAGGAAUUCAUAUUCACAUUUUUAUAUCUAUGUUAGUGUUCUUUACCUCUUGCUGUCAUUACUUUACAACAGCAACUCUGAAACAGCUCUGUCAGACGCGAGUUUCCAUGAAGGUAAUUGACAAACAACAGAAAUGUCAGAUGAGGUAAAUGCCAUCACACAAAUAAAGGCAUGUCUGGAAAAAAUGUCAAAAAGUGCAGCCUUGCCUUUCACAAUAUUUAGAUUGGGAUCAAGAGAUUUCCCCUUAUUUAUUAAGCUUUAUUCCUUUAUGACAGACAGAUGAUGGUACAUUAAAUAUGAUGAGAGCAUAAAAAAAGGUACGAGGGAAACACCCUGUUUUAACAAAGAGUGCUUUAUUGUUAAAAACAACACAAAAUAUAAUGCACCAAUACCUUUUUACACACAAGGUAAUUAGUGUGGCUUUGAUGCAUGUCACAGCAAAACUACAAAUCAUCCUUUUUGCUAUCCCUAGCUUAGUCGUGGUGGUUUUUAUGUCGCCUUAUAUUUGUAUGAUUUCAUAUCACUCAGUACAUAAAGAACAAGUCAGUAUAUGUUCUUGAGUUUUGGAUGAGGUGCUAUGAGGUUGUCUGGUUUGUAUUUAAACUGAAUUGCACUCAUUUUCACAUUCUGGCUGUUUGUCUUCAUCCAAAUGACUGUGAUGUGGUGAGAAUUCAAUGUGAACAUCCAGAAAGACUGAUUUAUUUCCUGGAUUUCUGAUAU
Molecule: messenger RNA, 3408 nt
Organism: Larimichthys crocea (large yellow croaker)
Lineage: Eukaryota; Metazoa; Chordata; Actinopteri; Sciaenidae
Product: alcohol dehydrogenase class-3
Exons: 10
Coding region: 121-1308 (395 amino acids)
Biological process (GO): formaldehyde catabolic process
Cellular component (GO): cytosol
Molecular function (GO): zinc ion binding; S-(hydroxymethyl)glutathione dehydrogenase [NAD(P)+] activity; alcohol dehydrogenase (NAD+) activity
Source: RefSeq, a predicted model, not a curated record